AUUCUGCCUGUCCAAACCACAACUGUAAAAAUGGCAACGCCCACGUUCUAUCGUCGUCACCAUCAUCAUUCCAGGUCUAGAUUCAGCAAACAACGGCUCAAACCCCAAGCACCAUCACAUUCACUCCAGUUCAUGAUAACACCGAUCCAAACCCACCAUCAAAACCUCCUCCAACCAUGCAAAUUCUUCCCACCCUUUCUGGGCUUUCUCAAUCUCUACCCCUUUUCCCACUUCUUCUGCUUCUUUGCUCCAUUACUGCAUCUGGGUUCGGAUCAAUGGGACCCAUCUCCGCCUCAUUCGGCGACGGUGGUUUCUUUUGCGCCAUUGACGCCAGCGGCAAGCAGAACGUUAUUUGUUGGGGAAAGAACGGUUCUUUUUCAUCACCAUCAUCGUCUUCAACCUCUCCCUACUUCAACAGUAUUCCCGCAAUGGCAGCUCUGUCCGGUGGUGAAGGUUAUCUAUGUGGCAUUUUAGCUAACACUUCCCAAGUGUAUUGUUGGAGCCCAACCAGUUCAGGUAUAGAUCUCGUACCUGCGGUAUAUCGAACCACUGCUUAUUCGCAUAUAGCCGCGGGCAAGAAUCAUGUUUGUGCUAUUAGGGGCUCUUAUUACUCUGUUCACGAUUCGGGUACAGUUGACUGUUGGGAAAUUGCGAAAAACACCAAUAAUAGUUUGACUUCUAAACAGAGUACCCUGUUCUACGACCAGUCUAUUAGCAGCCUUGUUUUUAACAAAGUUGUUUCCGGUGAAGGAUUCAGUUGCGGUGGGGUUAGAGAAGGAGGGAUUGUUUGUUGGGGGCCAAACUCAGCAAGUGUGGGCAUUUCUGGUGUAUCGGAGAAUUUCCUACUCUUAGCUUCAGGGAGACGUUCUCUUUGUGGGAUUUUGGAAAUGUCUAAUGAGGUGAAAUGUUGGGCUGAUAAUGAUUCACAUGUUUCUCCUCCCGUCGGGAUCCAGUUUGUGUCUUUGACUGCUGGUGCUAACCAUUUUUGCGGUAUUCGUGGUGACAAUCAUGGGGUGGAGUGUUGGGGAAUCUUUAAUUCGUCUUCGGUGCCAAAGGGUUCUGGGUUUAUGACAAUAGCUUCGUCUGAUUUCCUUACUUGUGGUAUUAGAGAGGAUGAUUUGGUUCUUGAUUGCUGGUUUGUUAAUUCCCCCUCGCCCCUUGAUCACGAUCCUCCAUUGGAAUUGUGCAGUCCAGGUAUUUGUACUCCCGGUCCUUGUAGUGAAGGGCAAUUUGCUUACAAUGCAAGCGUUCUUAAUGAGCUCGACUUGACAAGCUUAUGUGUUCGGAAAGAUCUAAUGAUUUGUUCACCUUGUGCAUCGAAUUGUUCUGAGGGUUUCUUCUUGUCUAGUUCAUGUACUGAGAAUGCUGACAGAGUAUGUGCUGCUUGCUCUCUUUGCCAGAAUAGCUCUUGUUGGGAUAUUUGCCAACUUCAAUCAUCUCGUGAGAUGCAGCAAAAAGGUUGGCAUCACUUGCGUAAAUUAGUGCUCAUCAUUGGGUCUUCUGUUUCAGGUUUGUUAUUCAUAUCAGUUGGCUUGUGCCUUCUUCCCUGUGUGAUUGCCACCCGGAAAGAAGAGGGAACAAAACGACAGUUUAAAUCUUGCAUGGGCAAACCCGAAUUCGAAACUGACGCUAUUGAUGAUUCGCAGCCUCUUCCUGUGGUUCCCUGUCCAGGGAUGGCUCAAGUUUUCCGGCUCUCAGAGCUAAAAGAUGCAACUAAUGGGUUCAAGGAGUUUAAUGAGCUAGGCAGGGGAAGUUAUGGUUUUGUUUAUAAAGCUGUUCUAGCAGAUGGGCGUCAAGUUGCGGUCAAGAGGGCAAAUGCUGCCACAAUAAUUCACUCAAACAACCGUGACUUUGACAUGGAGCUGGAAAUACUUUGCAAAAUCCGGCAUUGUAAUAUUGUGAACUUGUUAGGUUAUUGUUCAGAGAUGGGAGAGAGGCUGCUCGUAUACGAGUAUAUGCCACAUGGGACACUUCAUGACCAUCUCCAUGGUGGGCUCUCUCCUCUGAAUUGGAGUCUCCGUUUGAAGAUUUUAAUGCAAGCUGCAAAGGGACUUGAGUACCUGCACAAGGAACUUGUGCCUCCAAAUGCCCACCGGGAUGUCAAGACUUCAAACAUUCUUUUAGAUUCCGAAUGGGGGGCGAGGAUUUCGGACUUUGGGCUUAUUACCUCAAAUGAUAAGGAUCUCAGUGGAGAUUUAGGAAGUGAUGUUUACAACUUUGGGAUUGUACUGCUAGAAGUUCUCAGCGGAAGGAAAGCAUAUGACAGGGACUGCACACCUCCAAGUAUAGUUGAGUGGGCUGUGCCCUUAAUUAGACAGGGCAAAGCAGCUGCCAUAUUUGAUCGGUAUGUGACGCUUCCAAGAAAUAUUGAGUCUCUGCUUAAACUCGCUGACAUGGCUGAGCUCGCUGUGAGGGAAAAUCCUAGUGAGCGUCCUUCCAUGUCAGAUUUGGCAUCUUGGCUGGAGCAAAUUGUCAAAGAUGGAUUGACCUUGUAGUACUGAGUCCUUCAAGUUUUGCACAAACUAGAAUUGAUCUCUAUGUAUGUGACUUCAGCUUCAGUGAGUACUGCUCUUAUGCAAUUGUACAUUUCUUAAGAGCUUCUUUUACAUGGGGUUGCUCCCACUUUAGUCUUU
This is a messenger RNA of Juglans microcarpa x Juglans regia, 2633 nucleotides long. RefSeq names its product serine/threonine-protein kinase-like protein CCR1. The transcript has a single exon. Bases 177 to 2495 code for a protein of 772 amino acids. Lineage: Eukaryota; Viridiplantae; Streptophyta; Magnoliopsida; Fagales; Juglandaceae. Gene Ontology annotation, molecular function: ATP binding; protein kinase activity; protein binding. The record is from RefSeq and is a predicted model, not a curated record. Gene Ontology annotation, biological process: protein phosphorylation.